AUGGCCUCCAUACACCCAAAAAAGGGCCAAGGACAGACACUCGUGAGCACAGCUGGUUCGCCAAUAAAAGUACCGAAACUUCCACGCGGGUUAAUGUUACCGGAACGUCAAUGGUCGGGUAUGACACAGCCAAGAUGUGCUACGGAGGACGACUCGUUACUUGAGAUUUCGGAUAUUUUGCCCGAAGAUACUAAGAGCUAUGACAAGAUGCGUCCUCCACAGUCGCAGGGAAACCCCACCGUUGUCUACUUUCAUGUCACUGUCAUGAGUCUGGACUCCAUCGACGAAAGUUCUAUGACCUACGCCGCGGACAUCUUCUUCGCCCAAAGCUGGAAGGACCAUCGCCUCCGCUUCCCACAGAACCUCACUGGAGACUACCGCUUGCUGCCUGUCUCCUGGCUCAAAGAUAUAUGGAGACCCGACGCUUUCUUCAAGAACGCGAAACAAGUGACGUUCCAGACGAUGACGAUUCCGAACCAUUAUCUGUGGCUGCACCUGGAUUCUACGAUCCUCUAUAUGGUCAAGCUGACUCUCCUUCUCUCCUGUGCCAUGAACUUCCAGUCAUAUCCUCAUGACACUCAGCAAUGUGCCAUGAAGAUUGAGAGCUUAUCUCACACCACGGACGACCUGAUCUUCGUGUGGGACCCCGUGGUUCCUCUCGAAGUGGACGACACCAUCGAGCUUCCUCAACUCGAUCUCGUGUCCAAUGAGACAGGUGACUGCACUCAGGUGUAUUCCACAGGAAACUUCACUUGUCUCGCGGUGGUGUUCACGCUGAAACGCCGCCUUGGAUAUUAUCUCUUCCACACUUACAUACCGACCUGCCUCAUCGUUAUCAUGUCGUGGAUUAGUUUCUGGAUUAAGCCCGAAGCCGUUCCUGCCCGUGUGACUCUGGGCGUGACCUCACUGCUGACGCUGUCCACGCAGCAUGCUAACUCACAGAAGUCGCUCCCGCCUGUCUCCUACAUCAAGGCCAUCGAUAUGUUCAUGUCGUCAUGCACUGUGUUCGUUUUCCUCUCCCUGAUGGAGUAUGCGCUGGUCAACGUCAUACUCGGGGAUAUGGUAGAUCACAGGCCCACCGGAGACACCAUGAUGAGGCGCAUAACAAGGAAGAUCACUAUACGCAAGCCGAGGCCCAAUAAUGUUAGGAGGAGGAACGGAGGCGAAAUCACCCUGGAGGAGGCCGAGAACGGCGGCCCCGGAGACUCGCCAGUCGACCCCCGCCUCGUCGCCCCCUCCCCCACCGUCUCCACCUCCCACGGCCCCCACCAGCAUCCCCCGCCGCUGCAGAUGUGCUCGAAAUACGGCUCGAGUCCCAACCUGGCGAGAACGAUGGCCGCCGAGAUGAAGGAAUCCCGCGAGAAGGCCAUCUUGGUGGACAGAUUCUCCCGCGUCGCUUUCCCGCUCAGCUUCACCAUCCUGAACCUGCUCUACUGGGCCGUCUACUUCGACUGGUAG
This is a messenger RNA of Penaeus indicus, 1458 nucleotides long. RefSeq names its product glycine receptor subunit alpha-2-like. Gene Ontology annotation, cellular component: neuron projection; synapse; plasma membrane. The record is from RefSeq and is a predicted model, not a curated record. Gene Ontology annotation, molecular function: transmitter-gated monoatomic ion channel activity involved in regulation of postsynaptic membrane potential; chloride channel activity; excitatory extracellular ligand-gated monoatomic ion channel activity. NCBI's taxonomy places the organism in Eukaryota, Metazoa, Arthropoda, Malacostraca, Decapoda, Penaeidae. Bases 1 to 1458 code for a protein of 485 amino acids. The transcript is spliced from 9 exons. Gene Ontology annotation, biological process: regulation of membrane potential; chemical synaptic transmission; nervous system process.